UUGUGAGCUAAGAUAUGGAGGUUGCGAGGAAAAGUCGUAACACAUCCAACGGCGACAUUCCGGCCCUCGCCUCCGACCCCAAUUUCGCCGAAAAUUGGGCCAAUUCCAACGUCCUGGCCUUCUACCCGGCCAGCAAGAUCAUCGUCGUCACCGUCGGAAACGAGGUCGUCACGCUGCCCGAUCAGAAUCUAGCAUCGCAGCUGGUCCCGGCGAUGCAAAAUGUCCAAAAUGCCCUCAAUGCAGCAUCAUUGGGUGGGAAGAUCAAGGUGUCGACGGUCCAUUCAAUGGCGGUGCUCAGCCAGUCGGAGCCCCCAUCUGCAGGGGCUUUUGGAUACGGUGACACAAUGAAAGGGUUGCUACAAUUCCUCAGCACAAAUGGCGCGCCUUUGAUGAUCAAUCCCUACCCCUUCUUUGCAUACCGGGAUGACCCCCGCCCUGAGACCAAGGCCUUCUGUUUGUUCCAACCCAAUGCUGGCCGUCUCGACUCCAACACGGGCAUCAAGUACAUGAACAUGUGGGAUGCUCAGGUUCAAGCGAUCCACUCGGCCCUCAAGGCGGCAGGGUACAAAGACGUCGAGAUUGUAGUAGCUGAGACAGGUUGGCCUUAUAAAGGAGAUUCCAAUGAAGUUGGUACAAAUAUGGAAAAUGCAAAAGCCUAUAACGGGAACUUAAUAAACCGCCUCAGGUCGAAGGUCGGGACACCCCUCAUGCCGGGGAAAUCUGUUGAUACCUACAUAUUUGCGCUCUACGACGAGGAUAUGAAACUUGGCCCUGCCUCGGAGCGCUCGUUCGGACUAUUCAAGCCCGACCUUUCAGCGACCUAUGAUGUUAACCUUGCAAAAACCACACAGACUCCGACCAGAUCCACGAACCCAGCAGCUCCCACAAUUAAUCCAGUACCAAGCCCAGUCGUAGUUGGUUGGUGCUUGCCUAGACCUGGCGUUUCCGACGCUCAACUGCAAGCAAAUCUCGAUUAUGCUUGCGGACAGGGCAUCGGCUGCGGGCCUGGUGGUGCAUGUUUUGAACCUGCAACUGUUGCAUCUCACGCUGCCUAUGCUAUGAAUCUUUUUUAUCAAUCUUCGAGCAGGAAUUCCGGCGACUGCGACUUCUUGCAGACGGCGGCAGUCACGUCUACUAAUCCUAGCUAUGGUUCUUGUGCCUACCCUGUUUGGAGCACAUGAACGCUAGGCAUGCACAAGGGUCGGAAACCGCCGGUUCCGGGCCCGAACCGGCGGGUCAAGGGUCGAGAUAUCCAUGAACCUGAACCGGCCCGCCUAGCUCCCGGCGGUUCCGGUUCCGGUUCAAAAAACCAGCGGUUUACGUGGCGGUUCAAAACUGCCGGUUUUCGGCUUGAACCGCCGGUUCCGGGCUGGUUCGACGGUUCGACGAAUUUUUUUUUUUUUUUGCAUUUUUCAACUUUUCAAUUUUAAUCAAAUUACAUUACACUUUUCAAGUUUG
This is a messenger RNA of Salvia splendens (bonfire salvia), 1458 nucleotides long. RefSeq names its product glucan endo-1,3-beta-D-glucosidase. NCBI's taxonomy places the organism in Eukaryota, Viridiplantae, Streptophyta, Magnoliopsida, Lamiales, Lamiaceae. Gene Ontology annotation, molecular function: hydrolase activity, hydrolyzing O-glycosyl compounds. The coding region runs from base 15 to 1181 and encodes 388 amino acids. The record is from RefSeq and is a predicted model, not a curated record. The transcript is spliced from 5 exons. Gene Ontology annotation, biological process: carbohydrate metabolic process.